Portunus trituberculatus (swimming crab) is the source of this 1363-nucleotide messenger RNA. RefSeq lists its product as uncharacterized. Lineage: Eukaryota; Metazoa; Arthropoda; Malacostraca; Decapoda; Portunidae. The record is from RefSeq and is a predicted model, not a curated record. The coding region runs from base 110 to 679 and encodes 189 amino acids. The transcript has 5 exons.
ACCAAUAUAGAUAAGAGAUACCUGUAUGUCCUCGCGUCAGUUACCCAGUGUCCGUUGAAGGGGGAGGACGUGUUGAAGUGAGCUUGCCUGACCUUCUUAGCCUUUCACAAUGCCACGAGGGACACACCACCCCAGGGGACGCCGUGAUGAGGUGGAUAAAAGCAGCUACGAUGGUGAAGAUGAUGACGGCUGGUGCCUCGGUAACUGUUUGGCCUCCUUGCUCCAGUGGCCUGUGAUGUUGGCAGCAGCAAUCAUAGUACCAGUUUUCGGCAUAACUUUUAUAGUAAUGGGCAGUGUGUACAUCAAUUCGUGCCAGAUUGAGCGCUAUGUACCCAUUUGGCUCAUUGUGCAAGGUGUCGUCAUGCUGUUCGGAAUAGGCACAGGCGGAGUGAUUAAGAAGAUAAAUCAAAGAUCGUCGUCCUCUUCCUCCAGUACCCUUAUGAAGAUUUUGGGAUUCACUGUGUCGGUUGCUACUGCUGCCUGGUUCAUUGCUGGCAACGUGUGGGUGUACAAGGCGUGGUCACAGAACCCAGACUACGCCCACUACUGGUUUGAGAACGGUUGCGAUAUGUCCCUGUUCCGCGUGGCGUUCUGGGGCAUCAUCAUACUGGACGCACUGUUUGGGGUGUCAUUAGUGGUAGCGAUCGUGGCGUUCCUCCUUCGUGGCUGUAGGAGGUAAUACGGUGGUGAUGGGUGUUGUCUCUCUCUCUCUCUCUCUCUCUCUCUCUCUCUCUCUCUCUCUCUCUCUCUCUCUCGCCAUUAGGAUGAGAACAAUGUAAUAAAGUAAGAUUGUGAUUAGUUUUAUUCACAAUUACAAUAGCCACACACCGCCUUAUUAUUAUUAUUAUUAUUAUUAUUAUUAUUAUUGUUGUUGUUAUCAUUAUUUUCAUUUGUAGCGAAUAGAUUGAUAAAAUGAAGAAAACUGUUAGAAAUUAGUUGUAAUGUGUCACCAAUUCUUCUUCUUCUUCUUCUUCUUCUUCUUCUUCUUCUUCUCCUUCUUCUCCUUCUUUUUCUUUUAUUAUGAUCACCAUUAUUAUUAUUACUAUUACUAUUAUUAUUACUAUUAUCAUUAUUAUUAUCGUCACCAUCAUUAUUAUUGUUUUUAUUACUGCUGUUGUUGUUUUUGUUCUUAUUCUUGAUCCAAUUUAUCGUAAACUUUCCGUAAACUUUAAGGGACUAUCAAUUCAUACUGCUGUGGCUACAUUUACUCUCUAUAUAAGUACAAUAAACAUAUACAACAACAACAGCUACAACAAAAUAGUAUAGAGACAAAAAUAAUAGCAGUUAAUUUAGAGCCUUAAGUUACUCUAGUUCUUUUUAUAUCAUUACAAAUUUUUAGUUAUAAUAAAAAAGGUUCACAAAA